UUAAAAAGUGCCUUCUUAUCUCAAAAAUAAGAUAAUAAAUAAAUAAUUAAUUAUUUAUACAAAAGUAAAAGAAAAUAAAUAUAAAGCAAAAUGAAAUUAACUUAUUUCCUUGUUGGCUUAGCUUUAAUCGGUGCUGCCACUGUUUACUUAAUUACAAGAAACCCCAACGGUGAUGGUCAUCUUGAUAUGUAUUCAUUCUUAAAAUUCAAGAGAUCUUUCAAUGUUUAAUAUCACAAUGAAUCUGAGGAAUCUUACAGACUUUCUGUCUUCUUAGAAAACUUAAAGAUGAUUGAAAAGCACAAUGCUGAUUCAACUAGAACCUAUGACCAAGAAGUCAACUAAUUCGCUGAUUUAACUAUUGAAGAAUUCGAAUCUAGAUAUCUUAUGAAGUCUCUUCCUUCCUAAUUAAACAAGAACCUCGCCGUCUUAAACUUAAAUGAGACUGCUAGUCAACCUAUCGACUGGACUACUAAGAAUGUUUUACCCGGUGUUAAAAACUAAUAAUAAUGCGGUUCCUGCUGGGCUUUCUCUACUGCUGGUUUACUUGAAUCUGUUUACAACAUCCACAACAAACCUAAUACUCCUAUUUCUUUCUCUGAAUAAUAGCUUGUUGAUUGCUGUGGUGCUGAAGGUUUCGGAUGUGAAGGUUGUGGUGGUGCCUGGCCUACUGAUGCUGUUGCCUACACUUAAAAAUUCGGUAUUGUCUAAGAGAGUUAAUAUGCUUACACUGCUAAGGAUGGCAAAUGCAACAAAACUCUUGAAGGUGUUGGUUACAAGCCUUCUUAAUAAUUCUAAGUUACUGCUAGUGAUGCUGCCCUUCAAGCCGCUCUCUAGAAUUAACCUAUCUCUAUCUGCGUUGAUGCCUCCUAAUGGUCUUCUUAUGCUUCGGGUGUUUUCCCUUAAAGCAAGUGCAGUUCUGAUCCCAACGCAGCUGAUCAUGCUGUUUUACUUGUUGGUUACAAUGCUAAUGGUACUUGGAAGGUUAGAAACUCUUGGGGUACUUCUUGGGGUGUAGGUGGUUACAUCACACUUGCUGCUGGUAAUACUUGCGGUCUUGAAAACUAUGCAAUUUAUGCCACAUAUUGA
Tetrahymena thermophila SB210 is the source of this 1086-nucleotide messenger RNA. Its product is annotated as papain family cysteine protease. The record is from RefSeq and is a predicted model, not a curated record. Gene Ontology annotation, molecular function: cysteine-type endopeptidase activity. NCBI's taxonomy places the organism in Eukaryota, Ciliophora, Oligohymenophorea, Hymenostomatida, Tetrahymenidae. The transcript has a single exon. Gene Ontology annotation, cellular component: lysosome.